Messenger RNA from Acanthopagrus latus (yellowfin seabream), 483 nucleotides. RefSeq names its product putative transmembrane protein INAFM2. The transcript has 2 exons. The record is from RefSeq and is a predicted model, not a curated record. Bases 1 to 483 code for a protein of 160 amino acids. NCBI's taxonomy places the organism in Eukaryota, Metazoa, Chordata, Actinopteri, Spariformes, Sparidae.
AUGCGGGACCCGCGGAACUGGACCCCCGCGUUCGGGCCGGCGGAGCGGGGCAAGCCGGCCACCUACACCGGGGAGAAGAAGGCGCAGCUGAUGGCCAGAGCCAACAGGAAGUGGGUCAGACUGGUCACGGUGCUGGUCUACGUCCUGGCCGUGUCUCUGGCCGCCGUCGUCCUGGCGGUCUACUACAGCCUCAUCUGGAGACCCACAGCUGGAUUCGGACCCGGGACCCGCAGGACUGAGAAUCAGACCGGGUCCGAACCCGGAACAAGAAGAAAUACUGCAAAUAAAAUUCCCUCGGUCCCCGCGGUCCCUCAGGCCGGACAGGACGUCACCUCUCGGGCCGCUGUGACCGCGGAGGAUCCGUCCAACCUGCCGACACACCGGCCCGCGGGGCGCCAGGACCCGGACCAGGAGGGGGACGGGUCAGGGAUGGAGGAGAACCGAACUCCUUCUGAGGAUCACCGGAUGACUCUUACAAAAUAA